Messenger RNA from Paraphaeosphaeria sporulosa, 1664 nucleotides. RefSeq names its product Arabinanase/levansucrase/invertase. Gene Ontology annotation, molecular function: hydrolase activity, hydrolyzing O-glycosyl compounds. Bases 1 to 1641 code for a protein of 546 amino acids. NCBI's taxonomy places the organism in Eukaryota, Fungi, Ascomycota, Dothideomycetes, Pleosporales, Didymosphaeriaceae. The record is from RefSeq and is a predicted model, not a curated record. The transcript has a single exon. Gene Ontology annotation, biological process: carbohydrate metabolic process.
AUGCGUUUCUCAGCAGUCGCAUGCUCUGCGCUGUUCGCUCUAGUCCACGCCGGUCCGCUGGCCGCGGACAGUCUCGAUGCCAGGGCAACUACCUUCACAAAUCCAAUACUUUGGGAGGACUACCCUGAUCUCGAGGUCAUUCGCGUUGGUGAAGUCUUCUACUACACCUCGUCAACCUUUGCCUUCUCCCCCGGCGCCCCUGUGCUCAAGUCCUACGAUCUCGUCAACUGGACGCCAGUCAGUCACAGCGUGCCUAAUCUGAACUUCGGCACCAAGUACAACCUCAACAGCGCGACCGACCGUGCCUACGUCAAGGGCAUCUGGGCCAGCAGCCUCCGCUACCGCGACUCCACCGACACAUUCAUGUGGAUUGGCUGUGUCGAGGGCAAGUCUUAUCUCUGGACUUCGAGCGGCGGUGGGGCAAAGAACAACAACGGAGAGGUUUCGAGCUGGAACUGGAAGUCUACCGCUUCAGUCAACAAGUGCUACUACGACUGUGGAUUGCUGGUCGACGAUGAUGACACAAUUUAUGUCGCUUAUGGCAGCACCAACAUCAUGGUCGCUCAACUUAACAAGGACGGCACUGCAGAGGUCAAGUCGCAGCAGGUUUACACAAACGGUCAGUACAUUGAAGGUUCCCGCAUGUACAAGAAGGACGGAUACUACUACAUCUUCGUCACCAAGCCCGCGUCCGACGAGUAUGUACUCAAGAGCAAGAGUCCUUGGGGUCCCUACGAAAUGAAGGUCCUCGUGCAAAGUAUCGGCGGCCCAUUAUCAAGCGCAGGCUUUUCACAUCAAGGAGGAAUCGUCAGCACCAAGGAUAACCAAUGGUACUACGUCGCAUUCAUGGACUCUUACCCAGGCGGUCGCAUCCCCGUGGCCGCUCCCAUCACCUGGUCCUCAGACGGCUGGCCCUCGCUCGUCAAAGACAGCAGCGGCAAAUGGGGCACAACAUAUCCAAUGCCCGUCUCAACCAGCAAGACCGUCCCGCCAGUCACCGGAACAGACACCUUCCAGGGCACCUCCCUCAGUCAUGAGUGGGAGUGGAACCACAACCCAGACACCUCCAAGUUCAAGCUCCUCGGUGGUUCAACCGGCGGUCUGCAACUCUCUACCGCCACCGUGACAGACGACCUCUACACGGCACGCAACACCCUAACACAUCGCAUCAUCGGGCCCAAAUCAGCAGGCACUUUCCGUCUGGACAUCAGCAAGAUGGCCGACGGCGACCGCGCUGGCGCCGCCCUCUUCCGCGACAACAUGGCAUACAUCGGCAUUCACCGCGAGGGCUCAACCAACAAGCUCGUCUACGUUAACAACCUCAAGCUCGACCAGGCCAAUUCGUGGAAAACUAGCGCCACCGGCACCGUCGCUGCCAGCAGUACGCUCGCGGCGGGGACCACGGAGGUCUGGUUCAAGGUUCAGGCGGACAUUACGCCUGCAUUUGGUUCGUCGACGCAGCGCACUACGACCUUCUGGUACAGCACCGACGGCAGCAAGUUUACGCAGCUGGGCGGCGCGUUUGGGAUGAUCAACGACUGGCAGUUCUUUACAGGGUUCCGGUUCGCGGCGUUCAAUUUUGCGACGAAGGCGCUGGGCGGGUCGGUCACGGUGAAGAGCUUCGACAUGCAGAAGAUAUAGCUGUGUACAAUACAACAUUGGCC